Messenger RNA from Fomitiporia mediterranea MF3/22, 1095 nucleotides. RefSeq lists its product as uncharacterized. The transcript has 3 exons. The record is from RefSeq and is a predicted model, not a curated record. Bases 1 to 1095 code for a protein of 364 amino acids. NCBI's taxonomy places the organism in Eukaryota, Fungi, Basidiomycota, Agaricomycetes, Hymenochaetales, Hymenochaetaceae.
AUGUUAUUUACCAUCCCGCCCGAGCUCCUACUCCGGGUCCUUGAGCUAGUUCUAGACCAGAGUCCUCGAGAUCCCAUUCCACUCCUUCUGGUCAACUCUCAAUUCCAUAGGUUUUGUCUGCUUCUUCUCCAUGCUGAACUACGCUUCACAUCAAUUCGUCAGCUCGACUUAUUCCUCAAGACUUGCCAUACUCUUGUCAUCCGCCCCCGAGAACUGCAUAUUACAUUAGCUGGUGGGACAGCCGAUUUUCGGCUUUUCAAACUCUUUCGCGACGUCCUUAUCAGAAUAUCGACUAUUGCUACAAAGUCCCUGGUAGAACAAGAAGUCGAACGAAAAGACCAUUUACAGCCAGCAUUACCCUCCAAGCGUGUACUGAGGCUGAGGCGUAUACAGUUGUGCCUGAACUCGCAUGUUGUUGAUGCAAACUGUCCGUUGUUGUCUGAAGCUGUUGCUCUGACAAAAAUUUUGGAAAGCCCAGAAGAGUUCAUAUGGACCGGCCCAGACCCAGCGCAUCAUUUCUCCCUCGCAAUUGUCCCAAUCGCUGCAAUGUAUCUUUUCAAGACGAUGCACGGGUGGUCGAAUCUUCGACACCUUAAACUAACCAAUCUAGCAUUCCCUCAGCAUUUGCAAGAGGCCCCUAAAUACCCGCUAGCUGAAGCACUAGGUGUAUCCAUUGUUAAGGGGAGUUUUGGGCGAACAGUGGCUUCCGAAGAUACGGAUACGUCGAAUAUGAAGAACGUCACGACCCCGUCCAUGCCCUAUCUCCAGUCAAUCUAUCUCGGACAAGUCACUUUUCUAAAACCAUCUGAGGUCGUUCUGAUUGCCUGCUCAUCCGAACUUACUUCCCUCACGUCUCUACGUGUUAUCGACGCAUACCAAGAAAGCAUAUGGGGACCGCGCGUUAGGAUUGCUGACGUCGAAAGGGCUUUAAUGUCCCUAUUCCAAAUGCCAGAUCAAGGCCGCAAUUCUGACAGUUUCGAUGUGCAUCACGUCAAUUACAGGAAAUACAUUGAGCGUGUGAGGAUGAUUGUCUUUUGCGGGUCAUUGACGGAACGACUAAUGGGAGGAGACCGGAUGGAUAUCGAUGCUUAUUAG